GUCCUUUGGGCUGGACAUGGUGGCUCCUGGAGUCUGUUAAAGGCAAAUGUCUGACAGUAACUGCAGUAACGGGGCUCCUGUUUGAAACACUGUGGAUGUUCGCCGCGACGAGCCAACAAGCUCUGCGCAAUCCGGCUCGCGGCUGGCCCUGCAGAACAAUGGAGGAGCUGGUUCAUGAUUUGGUCUCUGCUCUGGAAGAAACCUCUGAACACACAAGGGGAUGUCCAGAGUUUGGAGAUGAAGCAUCCCGGAGUUCAGCUGCCUGCCUUCUAAAGCGCCAGGCUAGGAAAAGGAGAGGCAAAAAGAGGCGGUCAGAAAGCGGACAUCAUAUCUGGGAGCACGGCCACUGCAUGAGUGAAGGCUCUGAAUCUAGCUUGGAUGAGGCAAUCCGGGACUACAGAGAAAAUAACACUUACAGUGACUCAGAUGACCACUUAAUAGUUGCCAAACGUCUGUCUUCCCUGAACGUAACAGCCAUUAGGGGAAAACGGCAUUCAUGGCAUGAAUCUGACUCUGUCACCGACAGUAACUUGGGUGGUAGAUCUUUGCGAAGGAGAAGGAAGGUCAAACGUAUGGCUGUAGAUCCACCAGCAGAGGUCAGUAAUGUACUUCACCCGCUGCCCCAGGGCAAAGCUCUAGUCUUGGACUUGGACAGACACCAGUCACAAUCAAACCAGCUCCGCUUCCAACUUCAAGUCCAGGAGAUCAGUAAGGACAAGAUCAUCAAGAGAAAACAGCUAGAAGUCCCAGAUGAUGGAGUUGUUGUGGAAAGUGAAGAAAUGUGCAAUACAAAUAAGAACAAAAUGGAGUAUGAGGAACAAAAAGGCUCAGAUGAUAACAUGAGUGACAGUGAAUCCAGUAGCCUCAGCAGUAGUGAUGCUGGCUUGUUUACCAAUGAUGAAGGAAGACAAGGUGAUGAUGAACAAAGUGACUGGUUUUUUGAGGGUGAAUCUGGUGGUGCAUGUGGUAUCGCAGGGAUCAUUCCCUGGUGGGAGCAAGAUGACGCCCUGGAACUUGAGACAGAAUUGCCAGAUCCAGUAUUUGAAAGCAUCUUAACUGGCACCUUCCCACUUAUGUCGAAAACAGCUCAAAGAGGUUUUCAAGCGAGACUCACUCGACUGUCUGGAAUGGCAAAUAGAAGUGGCAGAAAGGAGCCCAGGAAGACAUCCACAAAGAAUCGUUGACCAGAAGCAGCUGUUAUUAAAAGUCUAUUUGAUUAUUGCUGAAACAAAAAGCGAAAUUGCUGGAGCAACUCUGCAUGUAUAGCAGCAUCUGGGGAGAGAAAGCAGAGUUGACGUUUUGAAUCCAUUGACCCUUCUUCAGAACUCAAUAUUCCUAUAUCUGCUCAUUGAUUUCCUAAGCUGAGUACUCUUAAACAAAACUUUUCAUCUCAAUGCCUAACUUCCGGAAAGGUGUGAAACAAUGGAGGGAUUUGUGUCCUUUUAUAAUGAUGUUAAUUUUGGCUCAGACUGAUCUUUGUUUACUGAUGGGUUCAUGAACUUGACUCAACUUAGACAGGUGAUCAUAGCAGCCACUUGUCAGUAUUUUACAUUUUUCCACUCCUCUUUAAUCCACGUAUCUAGUCUCUCCAGAGAACUGAACACUCUCACCCCUGACAUCAUUCUAGUAAA
Rhincodon typus (whale shark) is the source of this 1631-nucleotide messenger RNA. It is a transcript of the gene gpatch2, whose product is annotated as G patch domain containing 2. Lineage: Eukaryota; Metazoa; Chordata; Chondrichthyes; Orectolobiformes; Rhincodontidae. The coding region runs from base 96 to 1184 and encodes 362 amino acids. The record is from RefSeq and is a predicted model, not a curated record. The transcript is spliced from 6 exons.